AUGACGUCUUUAAGCAACCUCAUCCCCGAACUACUCGACCCCAUUCUCUUCUAUCUACGCAAACGUGACAUCCUCUCCCUCCUCCGGACAUGCAAAUACCUUCACUCCGUCUGUCUACCGUAUAUAUGGUCAAGAUUAACCCUUUACGACACCAUUACGCCAGAUGAUGAUGAGUUCAGCAUCUACAAUGAACUCUCAAAACACCGGGUAUGGCGGCUCGCUGACACCACCGACGAAUUUGGCGUAGAUGCAUUAGGAUACAAGUACAUCAAGAAAAUCAAAAUCCUUGCACCCGAGACCACUUUCUCAAUAAAGAGCCGUACUGUAAAAAAUGGAUUUCAAAGACUUCUGGAAGACUUAAUUAAGUCUGGGAAAAUUAACCUUCGAGAGGUUGCCCUGCGAGAUGCCAACAAGUACCCAAUCCCGCCCGAUGUCGACUUUAGUCUGUUGCAUCGAAUCAAGAAAUAUUCGGAAUCGAAAUCCCCGGGCGAGUUUUCGAUGACUUUACAUACUGAAUCUCUACCUCCGCUCCUUCGAACGGGCGCUCUGAACCUAACUGUUCUUACAAAACUGCGAGCGGUCCAUCAUUUGCAAGGUGGAACUUUCUCCGAAGAGUGGAGGGAAUUUCACGAAAGCUUGUCCAUUCAUAUAGAGGAUAAUAUUAUUGAUGAAAUCGAGGCAUUAACACAGCUCCUCUCCGGCGCUGUCAAUCUGAAGGAACUCUGGAUACGGCCAGAAUCUCGCAGAUACGAACCGGGGUCGAUCCAUAGUCUGACCGAGCCUUUAAAAGGCCUCCAAACCGCCCUCGACGGUUUAAAGAGGUUAGAAAAGUUAGUGAUUGGACCCGCGACAUACCCGAGUGACAGCGCAGUGUUCUUCCACCCAUCAUUCUUCAUAGCACCACCUGAAAAUUGCAAGACCCUACAAUAUGGCUGCACGGCAUCAAUCGCUUGGUGGAGGAAAUUCGCAGCUCACCCGCUCCCCGGGGUCGAAAAUUUAAGACUCGGUCUCUCUCCGAUGACACUGAUCGGCAAUCGAUGGGUUGACGAUAAGGAGGAUGAAGAGGUCCUGCAGCAGCUAAUCCCGGGGGAAUCGAUAAGUGGCCGAUGGAGAACGAAAUUCUACAUAGGCGAUGUAGCAGUCAGAGGGCUAAAAAAAUUUACCCUCGAUCCCGAAUAUUACAUAGACGAAGCUACGGAUCCUAUGGAUCUUGAAGCUUGCAUAUAUCGCAGAAAUAAGGGACUUAAUGAGGCUCAUAGGAAAAAGAUUAAGGACGAGGUUAUAUCUGGUUUUCGCCGUCAAAUACUAGACGGCUUUAGCGUUGGUAUGGCACGCUGCGCAAGACGUAUUGCAACCCGACAUUUUGAGGAUUGGAUGGGAAGAAAUGCAAUCGAAGAGGCUUCAGCUGAAAGAUGUUUUGAGGAAUUAAAUCUCGAGAAGGAGAAACAUGUCGUCGAAUUCACAAAACUACUUUCGAGUUGGGCGGAAAGAAACAUUGAUAAGUUUCACUUCUACUCCAAAAAAAACCAAGACGAACUUAAACUGUUAGAAGGUUUCAUCGAAGAUGAUGUUUAG
Molecule: messenger RNA, 1575 nt
Organism: Orbilia oligospora ATCC 24927
Lineage: Eukaryota; Fungi; Ascomycota; Orbiliomycetes; Orbiliales; Orbiliaceae
Exons: 2
Coding region: 1-1575 (524 amino acids)
Molecular function (GO): protein binding
Source: RefSeq, a predicted model, not a curated record